GGUUAGUUCGUCGUGGAAAUUCGCUUGACAUAGACGUGCAUCAUGUCUAUUGCUUAUAAACUUGGUGAUUUAGUUUGGGCAAAAAUGAAGGGCUUCAGCCCUUGGCCCGGCCGGGUAGCCAUCCCCACUCCUGAAUUGAAGCUUCCGAAAAAGGCUACUAAUGUGCAAUGCAUUUACUUCUUUGGAACUAAUAAUUAUGCGUGGAUAGAAGAUAACAACAUCAAACCAUAUCAUGAGUUCAAGGAUCAGCUCAUCAAGUCAUCCAAGACUGUCGCAUUCAAAGAAGCCGUCAAUCAGAUUGAGGAGUACAUCGUCAAUCCUGAGAAAUUCGCUGAAUUAGACGACCACGCGAGGAAUGCCGAGGAAGAGUUUGACAAGCUGAAGGAUGUCCUGGCAAGCGAAAACCAAGAGGAAAAGACGGAGGAAGAGACCACAUCCCCCGAGGUCAAAAAGAAGAGCUCCACUCCAAAGAUACGUUUGGGUUCAAAGGUGAAGCCAAUAAAACGCUCAUCGUCUACCGGACUGAAGUCAGCGCCGCGGAAGAAAAGCAAGAGCAGCCUGUCAAGGUCCUACACCGAAAGUGAUAUGAACGAUAAGCCCUCUAUGUUGAACCAUUCGUUCUCGAAGAAGUCCAGUCUGCUGCAUCGUCCAUCCAAUAUAUUGAGACCUGAAACGCCACCGUUGGACUUGGAGAAUGUCUCCGAAACAUUACUGGAGAAGAAUAUUAAAGCCAGCCAAAUGAAGUUCGGCUUCCUCGGCCUGGGCAUCAUGGGUAGCGGCAUAGUGAAGAACCUGCUCAAUUCUGGGCACAAGGUCAUUGUUUGGAACAGAACUGCAGCAAAGUGUAAGGAUUUCGAGAAGGUUGGCGCCACCAUCGCCGUAACACCGUGUGAUGUCGUUGAGGAGUCAGAUAUUACGUUCUCCUGCGUCGCUGAUCCGCAGGCGGCGAAAGAGAUGGUGUUCGGCAACUGCGGUGUGCUGCACUGUCCGUCGCUGGAGUCGAAGGGCUACGUGGAGAUGACGUCCAUAGAUUCGGACACGUCUCAUGAUAUCGUUGAAGCAAUCAGCGGGAAGGGUGGCAGAUAUUUAGAGGCGCAGAUUCAAGGGUCAAAGACCCAAGCGGAGGAGGGCACGCUGAUAAUCCUGGCGGCGGGAGAUCGCACGCUGUUCGACGACUGCCAGUCGUGCUUCAAGGCGAUGAGCAAAAACUCCUUUUACCUUGGUAGCGACAUCGGGAACGCGUCGAAGAUGAACUCGGUGCUAUCAGUGGUGGGCGGAGUUGCGCUGGCGGCGCUGGCCGAAGGUCUCGCGCUGGCCGACCGCGCCGGCCUCAGCCAGGCCGACCUGCUGGACGUGCUCGCACUCACGCCGCUCGCCUCCCCGCACCUCAUACUCAAGGGACGAGCAAUGAUAGAGUCAUCGUACUCAACGCACCAGCCCCUGACCCACAUGCAGAAGGACCUCAAACUGGCGCUAGGGCUGGGCGACGCGUUAGAACAGUCGCUGCCACUGACGGCGACCACCAACGAGAUCUUCAAGCACGCCAAGCGGCUCGGGUACGCGAACCACGACGUGGCUGCCGUCUACAUCCGCGCCAGGUUCUGAUCCGCUCCGACCCUCAAACCACAUCCCACGCCGGGGUCCAUUCUACGUGUUCUUGUAUAGUAUGUUAUAGGUAUCUUGUGUAUACAGUUACAGGAUUUUACGAUUUUAUGGGGGGCUUCGGAAUACAUUCGAUUAUAAUAAAACUCCUAUUGCUAUAAAGAUAUAGUUCAAAUUGCUUAGUACGUACAAUAUACUUGUAAUUGGGUUAACUCGAUAUGCUAUCAUGUAUGCGAUUUUGUGCUAUAACUAGUAUCUCGACCUGCCUUCAUCUGGGUUCUCAUAACUGCGAGUUUUGUAUAACUAUAUAAAUAUUUUAACAUAAUUGAAGUAUUUAAGCGAUUUAGGUGUUAUUUUGCACAAGUCCAUUUCACUACUUAAUGGAUUUAUAUUUUGUUUAAUUCCGCUACAAUUAGACCAGACAGUCAACA
Molecule: messenger RNA, 2033 nt
Organism: Achroia grisella
Lineage: Eukaryota; Metazoa; Arthropoda; Insecta; Lepidoptera; Pyralidae
Gene: Ndf
Product: cytokine-like nuclear factor N-PAC
Exons: 12
Coding region: 43-1605 (520 amino acids)
Molecular function (GO): NADP binding; NAD binding; oxidoreductase activity, acting on the CH-OH group of donors, NAD or NADP as acceptor
Source: RefSeq, a predicted model, not a curated record